Branchiostoma floridae (Florida lancelet) is the source of this 2403-nucleotide messenger RNA. Its product is annotated as D-glutamate cyclase, mitochondrial-like. Gene Ontology annotation, molecular function: D-glutamate cyclase activity. The transcript has 11 exons. Gene Ontology annotation, biological process: glutamate metabolic process. NCBI's taxonomy places the organism in Eukaryota, Metazoa, Chordata, Leptocardii, Amphioxiformes, Branchiostomatidae. The record is from RefSeq and is a predicted model, not a curated record. Bases 430 to 2391 code for a protein of 653 amino acids.
GAUACCAGGCUAUCUGACAGACUACUCAGUUCUGAAACGCCUUCCAUUGGUCUACCGCUGGUAAACGCACUAGAAAUAAGUUCUGUUUCCAAGCAAUUUCUAAGAAAAUUUGGAUAAAAUUAAGAACUUUCUUGAUAUUUGAAAACAAAUAAAUACAUUUAUGCACAUACAUUGCUGAAAGUCGCGUAUCAGGAUCAAAGCGUCCAGAGGAUUUGUGCAUUAUGAUGCGUUGAAACUAGUCAAAGGUCAGCAAAACUUUCUGAGGGUGGCAAUUGCAAGGUCCUAUGCGCUGGAGAAAGCAAGGAGGUUUUCUUUCAACCUCCUUGGAUAAAGUGCUCUUUCCCUACUUUCCCGGAUACCUGGAUACCAUCUACUUGUUACAAAGAUAAAUGACAACGUAACAGUCUGCACCGAAAACGGAUAGAAGGGAUGGAUAAAGCGCACAUUUUGUUCAGACAAGUUUUGAAGUUACCAAGCUUGCGAGAGAUCACCAGGGACAGUGGGAAGACCGGUUUUGUUCGGAGUUUGAGAUCAGCUGCAGACAUGGCAUUUGACGGUGCCUUGGGGAAAAUGCACCCCAAAGACUUGAGGAAAUUGAUAAGAAGUGGGAAUCUGCAAGGCAGGAGCACAUCUGGCAUGUGCAAAGGCCGUACACAGGCGAAUCUUGCCAUUGUGCACAAGUCGUUGGCGCAAGACUUUUUGAAGUUCUGUCAGGCAAAUGAAGGGCCCUUCCCCCUAGUGUACGUGAGCAAAGUUGGAGAGUUGGGGGCACCUCCACUUGCUGAGGACUCAGAUAUCAGAACUGAUGUUAUACAGUACAGAGUGCACAGAGACGGCACGCUGACGGAGAAAGUUGGAGAUCUGUUGGAGUUCACGGAACAGCUGAAGGACAUGGUGACCUUCUACGUGGGCUGCAGUUUCUCGUUUGAGGAUACUGUUAUGUCAGCAGGUGUUCCUAUCAGAAAUGUGGAGCAGGGGGUCAAUGUGUCCAUGUAUGAGUCCAAUGUUCAAUGCCAUCCUGUGGGUCCGUUCAAGUGUAAGAUGUACCUCGCCAUGCGACCUAUUCCCAGAGACAAACUUGAUGUAGUAUACGGGAUGACUCACCAGAUGCCUGAUCUGCACGGAGCCCCCAUCCACAUUGGUGAUCCAGCAAUGAUAGGAGUCCCUGACUUGAAAGCUGUCCAUCUGGGAGACAGUGUGGAGUUCCAGCCUGGGGAUGUACCAGUGUUCUGGUGCUGUGGUGUCAGCACAGCGCCUGCUGUACAGUCUGCAAAGUCUCCACUAGCCUUUAGCCAUGCUCCUGGGUGCAUGUUUGUUGCUGAUGUCAUGGCAACGGUUGCUACAACAAUAACAGAUCCUGGUGACACUCCCAAGGUUGUCCAGGUAUCCCAGGAACCCUUGCUGUACAGUGUUGCAUCAGAACUGGCUGUUGGUAAAAUGUGUCUUUCAGGGAAGAGAGGGAUCAGUGACCUCCACAUCCCGGGGGAGUUACUGCGCUGUGUGCUGUCCCUGUCCCACGCCUCCUCUGUGGCUGUCAUAACUGGCUUCCCCUGUCACACAGAGUUGACCCCACCAGAAGAAAAUGACGGCCCUCCUGGUGCUGUUGCCAUGGCAGCAAUGCUGCAAGCCCUGGGGAAGCAGGUUACCAUGGUGAUGGAUGCUAGCAGGCUGCAGCUGAUGAGGGACAUUGUGGAGGACUGUGUACAGACAGGUAUCCUAAAAGAAGGCAUGGCAGUCCUGCCCUACCCGCCUACAAAUGGUACAGCCCCAGACAGAGACUCGGCCCUGCAGUUCCUCACCCAUGACGGGGAUGUCUCCAGACCCAGGUAUGACCACCUGGUGGCCAUCGAACGUGUCGGGAGGUCAGCUGAUGGCACCUACAGGACCAUGCAGGCCAAGGACAUCUCCUCAUUGGUCAGUCCCAUUGACCAGCUGUUUGAUGUGGCCAAUGAGGAAAUCCCAGGGAUAAAAACAACUGGAAUAGGAGAUGGAGGUAAUGAGUUGGGGAUGGGGAGGGUGCAGGAGAAAGUUCAUCAGUUCAUCCCCAGUGGACCAGAGAUUGCCUGCACAGUACCAGCAGACUAUACCAUUACAGCGGGGGUGUCCAACUGGGGCGGCUGGGCCGUCGCUGCUGGCCUGUAUGUGCUGCAGGCCUGUCCUAUCCAUGACAGGUACCUCAGGAGGGCUGUAGGCUUCCCACGGGACUCUCACAAACUUCUUGGUUCAGUGCCAUCAUUGGAAAGGGAAGAGAAGGUGAUGUCUGUCAUGAUGAAACACGGUCUCCGAGACGGAAUGACAGCUGAGCCGGGAUUGGUCGUAGACGGGCUCCGGUUCGGUUCUGAGCAUGCCCAGAUCAUGGAGAACCUGAGGAGCAUCCUGGGACUGGACUAGUUACGCAGGGGA